Molecule: messenger RNA, 4805 nt
Organism: Astyanax mexicanus (Mexican tetra)
Lineage: Eukaryota; Metazoa; Chordata; Actinopteri; Characiformes; Acestrorhamphidae
Gene: lrrc57
Product: leucine rich repeat containing 57
Exons: 6
Coding region: 278-994 (238 amino acids)
Molecular function (GO): protein binding
Source: RefSeq, a predicted model, not a curated record
CUCAGCGCCCCCUGCUGACCCGGAGGAUUGGAGGCGGUCCCGUACAGUCGGAUUUAGGAGCUCAGCUCGACAACAACUCACACAAACUCCGGAUUUAUCACUUUAUACAGUAUUAUUUCAUUUUUCCGCUGGAUUUAAUUCAACACCAGGCGCUGUUUAUUUGAUCGGCUGAGAAGAGAGAGCUGAACACUGAGAGAAAGAAAGAGACUGUAAAUACUGUUAUAAUUACUAUAAAUACUAUUUAAAUUACUGUUAUAAUUAUAAUUAAACACUGUAAAUGGGGAACAGUGCUCUAAAAGCUCAUUUGGAGACUUCUCAGAAAACUGGAGUCUUUCAGCUGACUGGUAAAGGCCUGCAGGAGUUCCCAGAGGAGCUUCAGAGACUGACUGGAAACCUGCGGACGGUCGAUCUGUCCAACAACAAGAUCGAGGUGCUGCCGGCGUUCAUCGGGAGCUUCCAGCAGCUGAAGAGCCUCACCAUCGCCAGCAACAAGCUCACCAGUCUGCCGAAUGAUAUCGGGAAGCUGAAGAAGCUGGAGACUCUGGUGUUGAAUGGAAAUCAGCUCCAGCAGCUUCCCGCCGCUGUGGGUCAGCUGAAAGCCCUGCGGACCCUCAGCCUCUCGGGGAACCAGUUCCGGGAGUUCCCCGGGGGUCUCGGCACCCUGCGGCAGCUGGACAUGCUGGACCUUUCCAAGAACCACAUCCAGGCCGUGCCGGCGGGGGUGGCCGAACUGCAGGCCAUUGAAAUCAACCUCAACCAGAAUCAGAUUUCAGCUCUGUCUCCGGAAGUGUCCCGCUGUCCCCGGCUGAAGGUGCUGAGACUGGAGGAGAACUGCCUGGAGCUUCCCUCCAUCCCCUCCUCCAUCCUCACCAGCUCCAGCGUCUCGCUGCUGUCUGUGGAGGGGAACCUGUUCGAGGUGAAGAAGCUGCGGGACCUGGAGGGCUAUGAGAAGUAUAUGGAGCGCUUCACUGCAACAAAGAAGAAGUUCACCUGAGUGUUGUAGCGCUGCCCCCUGGUGUCGGCCGGCUGCAUUGCGCUGCAUUGGGCAGAGUGUGUGUGUGUGUGUGUGUGUGUGUGUGUGUGUGUAAGGGGCUGGGUGAGGAGCGCCACACGGAGGAGAUGCUGUAACCUGCUAUAAUGCAUGCUCAGACGACAACACAGGGUCUUCUGCUGCCCCGCCCACUUCAGAUACCGCGCAGGAUCACCUGAGUGACAUCACAAACACACACACCACACACCUGUAUCUUUCUCAUUUACAUACGGACGGAAUAUAACCACGGAGAGCUCUAUGCAUUUACACCACCUGAUAGGCUGCUGUAUCUCCCUGCACACACAGUGUGUGUGUUAACUCUGUACACACACUUUAUAAACUAACCUUUAAAAAUAAUAUAUACUAUAAAAAUGACAUGCUUAAAUUUCUUUAUUAGGCUUUUAAACAUAUAUAUAUAUAUCUAUAAAUCUAUAAAUAUACACAGUACUGUGGUGCAGAAGUCUUAGACAGACGUUUUGUAUAAAGGAGUUGUUUAAAAGGCGCGUAUCAAACACAUGAAGGAAAUGAUUGAUUAUUAGAAAUAUUAUUGAUCACAGGCAGACAGUGCUGCAUUUUUCUUUAUUCGUAUUCUUUCUUAUUAUGAUUUCUUUAUUUCUCUACUUUUGUCUUUUAUAUCUUGAUUCGAUUUGUUUCUAUUUCCUUUUCCAGUGGGAGAUGAUGUUUUAGUAUAACUCAGACCGAAUGUGAACGGAUUUUAACAUGAAUAUUUAUUUAUUUUUGUAAUAAAUCGUAAAUCUGUACUUGAACCGAGUAAACGUGUCAUAAUGCUCUUAAGCUAGAGAUAUACUUGCUGUUUAAUGCAUGUUUGCAUACGCAUGAUUGCUGCCUUGCGUAUCCUGCAUCCGUUUGGUGCUAUAAUUUAUCUCGUCCUUAGAAAAUUAACAUGACAAAUCGUAUGUAAGGGCGUAAUACAGGUGUAAUAAUGGUAGAGGGCAGUGCAGGCACUCAGCAUCUUCAACAUUUCAGAACUAAAGAUGGAAAGAUCGAUUAGCUUUGUAUCAUUUUUGGCUAUUUCUUUCACAAAAUAUUCAAAAAAUCUGAUUUGAUUGUGAAUUAUAGGAUUACAGCAGCUUUGUGUGUGGCUCAUUCUUGGUGUUGAUAUAUCACAAAGCUGCAGUUCCUCAUUCAACCCCUAGGUGAAAUUUCGUAGCUGGAGUACGACUGCAGACACUUUUUUUUUACUUAGCAGCUAGUUGUACAAGGCCAAUAAUGUAUGCAUAGAAUGUGUAAGACUAACCUGGUUUGUGGAGGAAAGAGAGAGAAUAUUUUAACCCCAUUGACAAGAUACCCCUCUUCAGAGUGCAUCAUUCGGCCCAUACAAACUAAACUAAACCAUACAAAACCCGGCAAACGCUACAGAUUAACCACAUUUAACCACCACUAAAGUAAAGUAGCUGCAGAGUAGAGCUAACAAACACCACUAACCAUACCAAAUGUACCACAUUUAACCACCACUAGAGUAUAGUAGCAGCAGAGUAGAGCUAACAAACACCACUAACCAUACAAAACCUAACAAAUUCUACAGAUUAAACACAUUUAUCCACCACUAGAGUAUAGUAGCAGCAGAGUAGAGCUAACAAACACCACUAACCAUACCAAAUUUACCACAUUUAACCACCACUAGAGUAUAGUAGCAGCAGAGCAGAGUAUAGUAGAGCUAACAAACACCACUAACCAUACAAAUCCUUGCAAAUGCUACAGAUUAACCACAGUUUUAGUGUUUUAACGUAAAAUUAUAAAAAAUACUGAACUAACCUGCUCCACCCCCCUAAAAAGCUCUACUAUUAUUUUAAAAAUUGAUGUAGAAUCCAUGCUUCGUGUUCUCUGGUCUGCCCUCUAGUGGUAGCGUUGAGUAACAGGCACAUCACUUAGGCAUUAUAGGCUGAACAGCAAGUAUAUCUCUAGUCGUAAAGAGUUAUAACGCUCUCAGAACGCUUCACCAGACUUUAUAACAAGAGCAGAACUCUACGUGUUGGGUUAGUUGCAAUGUGUUUGAUAGUUAAGAGUGAAUUCUUGAAUUCUAUGCAGUUGUUUUGGGAUGAAGGCUGCAGUUCUGCUGUUCUGCAUCAGUUUGAGAUAUUUGAGCAUUACUGAGUUUAAUGGCCUUUAAUUCAGUGCAAACCAGCAAAUGAAGCACAGCUUGUAUCAUAACGCCGCUGUCUGAGUGAGCAGAACCGUCUAACAGUGUCCAUCGUGGCUUUUUCUACACUUAUUUAUUUAUGCUACGCUAGUUUGAAGGGGUGUAAUGAUACCAGGCUUUAAUAUUCGUUUACACCUGCAGAAUUAUAUCUGGAUAAGAUCAAACCCAAUACAAAACACACCCAAUACACUUUCAGGAAGGAGGUUGUCUGAGACGCAUUUAAAACGGGUACAAAUUUUAUCACUCAAACCACUUUUACAAGAUGGUCUGAGAUGCAUUUAAAACAAAUCCAGUCACUCAAACCACUUCAGGAAGGAGGUUGUCUGAGACACUUUUGUAAACAGAUAAAAGAAAAAACUCAUACCGCUUUAGAAGAUGGUCUGAGAUGCAUCCUGACGUUAUUUAAGAAUUGGAUUUGUAUCUGUUUUAAUCUAAUCCUUAAAUAACUCCAGGAGUUUGUCUGAGACACACUUUAAAACAAAUACAAAUCUGAACACUCAAACCACUUCAGGAAGGAGGUUGUCUGAGACACUUUUGUAAACAGAUAAAAGAAAAAACUCAUACCGCUUUAGAAGAUGGUCUGAGAUGCAUUUAAAACAGAUACAAAUCUAAUUCUCAAACCACUUCAGGAAGGAGGUUGUCUAAGACACACUUUAAACAGAUACAAAUCUAAACACUCAGAUCACUUCAGAAGAUGAAGAGACGAAGCCAAAACAGAUACAAAUUCACUAAUUUUAUCCGAAUUCAGAAGGUGGUCUGAAAUCUGAUCAGUUAAACCAGUUCAGAAGAUGGUUUGAGAUGUGGGUGGUUUGCUGAGGGUGGGUUUGCAUAUUUUGUCCAACAAAGCAACCAGAUUUCGGUCUGACUAACUGGAGACACAUUUGAAUACCAAGUGUAAAUACAUAAAUUUAAAAUCUUUAUCAGAAUAAAAUCCAGAUACCAGGUGUAAGUGGGAUCUAAAAUUUGCUAAAAUGUCUGAAACUACAAUAAAUAUAAGAUUUUUUAAAUAUAAAAUUAUUUUGGUCCAUGUAAUUUAGAGGCAUUUCUAUUGGUCCAUACAAAAGUGUGGAGAAAGUUUGUGUUCAGAUGUUGCAGAAAAUUUUAAAUCUAAAUUUGAUACUGAACGAUGAUUAUCAAGAGAAUUAUCACAGAAUUGUUAAGUUCUUUAGAGUGGGUGUGUCCAUAGCACAAGUCCCGCCCACUCCAUUUACAUUUUUUUUUCCUUCUGUAGACGGACUAACUUUACAACAGGCCUCUAAAGUUGUGUUUUUAACUCUUAUCUGCUUUAAAAAAACCUUCAUAUUAUUUAAUAUUAAUAUUAUUUAGAUAUUCAGUCUACGAAUUUCGAUCUGAGCCUGGAAAUCGUUACACACCUUUAUUAUUAGUUUAUUGUUUUUAUUAAUCCUGUGCUGUUAUUUCUGUCUCUGCUGAUACUUGAUGUUUUUGGACAUUACUGUUAAAGAUUGUGAUCAGGAGUUCGGGCUGAACCCCGGUGGACAGAGUACCAGUAUUGUGAUUAUAUUAUAUUGAUAUACAUUCGAUAUGACUUGUAUUGUAUUAAAACACAAACUGAUUGAUGCAGAAUAAAGACUGUUUGCAUUGUUUUAACUAAAA